ACUGGGAGUAGAGAUGAAAAUUAAACUAUUCCGUCUUAAUUGUUAACGAGAAGCGAUACAAAUGUUACGUGCAGUGUAAAUCGCCAAUUCGAUAAAUGGCGCUAGAACUCGAAUUUCAGUAUUCCGAUACCCAGUACGAAAUCCUAAAUGAGGUUUGCCUUGGAAAAAUCCUAUCAUCCCUAUCAGAAUCAUUUUUGCUUUUGUCUCGGAAAGAAAAUUUAUCAGUUCUCCAGAAGAGCGUUCAUGGUCGUAACUCGGUUGUUCUGUUACUUUGCUACAGAUAACUUCUUGACCAUGAAGACCGGGGGAAGAUAGUAUGAUGUAAUCUCUACACAGCCAGAGGAAACAGCACUCUUUUGUCUCAGCUGUGUGAUGGUGUGAAAGAGCGCCCCUGCCCCCCCAGCGUUAAAAAACCUCCUCUUCCAGCAUAAUCAGGACGUAGUGGACACAAUCCUCCCCAUUUGGCAAAGCCUCUGCAUCUCUACACUCACACACACACUCGCACACACACACACACACACACACACACACACACAAAGAGAGACAGACCGGGGGGUGGAGUUUACUCCUUUCAGAGUGCCUCCAUCUUUUACAAAUGGGCCCAGGCUCUCUGCUGCCAAGCACCACCAGGAUGACAUCAUCACACCCGGCUAACACAAUGGAGCGCUUCAUCUCCUGAGGGCUUGCUCAGGGGUCGCAUCACUGCACCGGACCGAGUGAGGAGGGGGGGGGGGGGCGUAAUGUCAGAGCGUCCUGUGGCGGGGAGCAGACUAGGAGGGGUGCGGACCAUGGGGGCGGAGGCUCUGGUGGCCCUCCUGGAGGGGGGGCUGGACCACGUGUUGCUGAUUGACAGCCGACCCUUCGUGGACUACAAUGCCUCACAUAUCCUGGAGGCCGUCAACGUCAACUGCUCCAAGCUGAUGAAGCGGAGGCUGCAGCAGGACAAGGUGCAGAUCACAGAGCUGCUGCAACACUCAGCCCGGAGCAAGGUUGAGCUGCAGAUGGAGCAAGAGGUGGUAGUGUAUGACCAGAGUUCUGCAGACCCUGCAUCUCUGUCCUCAGAGGCCUUCCUCUCCGUCCUGCUGGCUAAGCUGGAGAAGAACUUCUCCUCCGUGCACCUUCUCUCAGGGGGGUUCGCGCAGUUCUCCCACCUGUUCCCGGGCUUGUGUGAGGGCAGGUCUGUGCUGGUGCCGUCCUGCAUCUCCCAGCCCUGCCUACCAGUCGCCAAUGUGGGCCCCACCCGCAUCCUGCCCCACCUGUACCUGGGCUGCCAGCGCGAUGUGCUCAACAAGGAUCUAAUGCAGCAGAAUGGCAUUGCCUAUGUCCUCAAUGCCAGCAACACCUGCCCCAAACCCGACUUCAUCCCCGAAUCCCACUUCCUUCGUGUGCCUGUCAAUGACAGCUUCUGUGAGAAGAUCUUGCCCUGGCUUGACAAGUCUGUGGAGUUUAUAGAGAGAGCCAAGGCCUCCAAUGCCAGGGUCCUGGUCCACUGCCUGGCUGGAAUCUCCCGCUCUGCCACCAUUGCCAUUGCCUACAUCAUGAAGAGGAUGGACAUGUCUCUGGAUGAAGCCUACAGGUUUGUGAAGGAGAAAAGACCGACCAUAUCCCCUAACUUUAACUUUCUGGGCCAGCUCCUGGACUUUGAGAAGAAGAUCAAGACUCCCCCGGGACCCAUGGGAGCCAUCGCCAAACUGACGCUGCUGCACCCUGCUGGGCAGGAGGAGGGGGUGAACCUCAGCACCUUAGAGACCGCUGUGGGCCCUGCCCCUCUGCAGCUUCCAGUCCCCAGUCAUAUCAGUGGGGAACGUGUAGAGGCGUGUCCCCUGGCACGAGGGCUGGAUAGCCUGUGUCUGGGCGGGGCUGAGGGCGGGGAGGAAAGCGUCCGGCUCAAGCGCUCCUUCUCCCUGGAUAUCAAGUCCCGUGGCGGGAGCAGUGGCCACGCCCCUGAGGGGGUGGAGCACCACAAGGCCUCAGCCUUCAAGGAGACGGCCAGCAAGCCCUGCCAGUUCUCCCCUGUGGAGGAGGUGUCGGAGCAGUCCACUCCUGAGCACAGCCCUGACAAAGAGCAGGUGGAUACUCCCAGCGCUUCGCAGCCCCUGCCCAGUCCGCACCCCCACCCUUUGCACCGCAGUGGCAGCAUGGAGGACGGACCCCAAGCUGCCAGCUUCCUGUUGGGUCUGUCCAGCAGCCAGCAGCACCUGGCACGGCCAGGUGUAGGCCACACAGCCCUCAAGGGCUGGCACUCAGACAUCCUGGCACCAGCCGCCUCCUCCUCCUCCUCCUCCUCACUGGCCAGUGGCUGGUACCUCUCCUCUGACUCGGCCCGCAUCUACUCAGCCUCCGUCCUGUUUGGCGGCAGUGGGGCGGGCUUCCCGGCAGCGGUGCGGCGGCGGCAGAAGGGCAGUGACCGUGGUGACUCGCGGCGCAGCUGGCACGAGGAGAGCCCCUUCGAGAAGCAGCUGAAGCGGCGCAGCUGCCAAAUGGAGUUUGGUGACGGUGGCUCUGAGGGCCGGCACUCACGGGAGGAACUGGGCAAGGUGGGCAGCCAGUCCAGCUUCUCAGGCAGCAUGGAGAUCAUUGAAGUGUCCUGAGAGAGGCCAUGCCCCCUCAGCCCGCCCCCUCCAAGCUCAUCAAAUCAGAACGGUCAUGGUGGGGAAGCUCGGCUUCCUUUGGUCCAAUCUAAAUGAUCCUCCUGAAGACGCCUUGAGGAUUUGUCCAUUGAAGACUCUGGAUUGGCUGUUGAGCUACAUGCUUCAAGCAAUUUCCCCUGACCAGAAUUGACGUACUUAUGGCCUCAGCUCUGUACAUAGAAACUGUCACCUCAAAGAGGCAGCUGUGUGUUUCUGAAUAUAGGGGGGAAUAAGGGGAACGCACACCAGCUAACAAAGUUUAUUUUUCAACUGAAGACUGAGCCCUCUGUGUGCUCUGUUUGCUGACAUGCUUCCGCACUGGCAUGAUUAGUAGGUGAUAAGUUCAGACCCAGAGGUCCACCAAUGCACAGUGUAUACAAUCCAAGCACAAAACCGAACUUGACUUGAGACACAUAAGUGGCUUCCGAGGGUGCCUAAAGUAGCAAAACUCCAGUACCUCACAAGAUCCAAAUUAAGGGGUUUAUUUGCUUUUUUUUGGUUUUUGGUUUGUUGCUCUCCAAUGCGGAGCUCAUCAGUAAUCGCAAUCUCAGGUCUUACAAUUAACAGGAAGAAGAGAUGCCUACAGAAGGCCCCUGCGGCAAAGAGCUGAGGAUUUUUUUCAGCAUGGUGUGAAAUGGAUCAUUGAAACCCCUCUGUGCAGAAUUGGAGAGGGAGAGAAGGUUUUUGACAUUACUCGUUCAGACAUAAGAGUUGUUUAUGGAAGUGAUCAACUAGAGGAAGAGGCUGGAACUCUUGAUGAAAAAAACCCUUGUAGUGCAGCUGGCCAUGAUGGUCUCCUGGUGUCAACUUGGACUACAACGCUCAUACAUACAAUAGUGCGUGGGGUGCGUACCGAAAAUGGGCGCAACAAUGCAGUCGUUCACCAGGUUUGCUACCUUCCCAGUCUUCUCUGUAUUGUAAUAUUGCACUAUUGCCUUUUGCAAAAUCGUUUAAAGUGUUUCAACAGUUAGCUGUUUUGUUUUAAAAGCACUGGACAGCAGUUUCAAUCCAAACAAUAUUGCACUUCUGAUUGUGUGACAGGGAAAACAAAUUGCCAAACAAGUGCUUUCAGUAAUAUGGCAAGGACGUACAUUCUGUGUUUAUAGUCCUUGUGACUGCUUGCCUUUAAAUGUAGAGCAGACCCUUGGGUUCUAAUAACGAGAAUGAUUUCAUGGUAAAUCAGGAAAGCAUGUUGCAAAGACUGCUAACUGGACACUCAACUGGGGAAAUGGCACAUUAGCUGGAUUCGUAAGAUUUGUGUUGCAGAAACUUUAGUUUAAUUUCCAAGAAAACAAAAUUCCAUUCAUGUAAAGACACACCACCUCAAACAGUUACUAGAGAAGAACUUCAGGAUGAAAUUAACAAAAGUUUCAGUUUAAACACAUCAGGGCAAGGCUCAGUUCAGUGUGUUCAUUUUCUCUUUUUGUUUACAUCUACUACAGAAGGUUUUUGAGAUUUCAGCUUCCAGUUUGAAAAACCACCACACGAUGGUCAGAUGAGAUGAGCUUACAGAAAAAUUUGAGUUAAGCCACCUGUCCUGACAGCACGUUUGACAAAACGUUAGACCAACUGGCAGAUUAAGCAUGAUAAUACGCGGCGCUGGUAUCACUGGUAUAGCUCCUGCCUCCAGUAUGGCGUUCUCACACCAGCACAGCUAGUGAAAGUGUCAGCUUUCAGUAAGCCUCACAUUCAUAAGAGCGCACAUAGUUUUGUUGCAGUGAAGUGCCUCCAAAACACUGCUGAAGAUGGGGCCUCUCUAUAAUCCCAUUGCUGAAGCUGAGAUGGGGUUUUCCAUAGUCCCAGUGCUGAAGCUGAGAUGGGGCUCUCCAUAGUCCCAGUGCUGAAGCUGAGAUGGGUCCUCUCCAUAGUCCCAGUACUGAAUCUGAGAUGAGGCCUCUCCAUAGUUCCAGUGCUGAAAGUCUGACCGGAAUCUCUGUUGCAGAAUGUCUGCUCUGCACAAUCUGUUGUGGAUUUGAUGGGCUCAGUUCAGUGGCAAACUCUCAGCGACUGGACAAGAUGAAGUAGUGAGUGGGGUUUUGGAUUAAGCAAGAUUGACAAACACAUGAAGAAAGGAAGGUGGUUGUGAAUUUGAGAAGCGAGCAGUGACAUCACCCCAAUUCCAUACAGCUUCAAAUCCUCUCGCACCUUUUAGGUUAACAUGUGACACAAAUAUAUUUAUCUCUUUUUGUUUUAUCUGUUUUCUUUAUAAGAGGUGAGAUGAAUGGAAAACAGGUGCAUUAGUUUGAAGAACGUUUCUUUUAAGUCUCCAAAGCUGUGAAAAUGUAUGUAAUAUCUUUGGUGCAUAUGCAGUAGCAGGUAUUGCGGUUUGAAUCGGGCAAGGAGUUAAUUACAGGCAACAGGGAAAGAUCUGUUACAUGAAAUCAGAUGACUGUUUAAUCACUGCUGGGUUAUAUCCACAGUUUAUUUUCUUCACUCAGUCAAUGUAGCCAAAUUCAAAUCAAUUGAUUCAUUAAACAGAUAAUCAAGCAGGUUUCUGGGAACAAACAGAACAACACAGUACUAGAUUCAAGAUGGUACCUUUUGAAGAAGAGUGAACGUAGGCCUGUUGUAUUUUUGAGAACAUAGUUUGCUUUCAUUUUGGCAGUGUGCACAUUUUUAAUAUUUUAUGAAGUUGUAAUAAGCAUAGAUGUAUGUUGACUGUUGAAA
Megalops cyprinoides (Indo-Pacific tarpon) is the source of this 5297-nucleotide messenger RNA. RefSeq names its product dual specificity phosphatase 16 (gene dusp16). The transcript has 7 exons. Gene Ontology annotation, cellular component: nucleus; cytoplasm. Lineage: Eukaryota; Metazoa; Chordata; Actinopteri; Elopiformes; Megalopidae. Gene Ontology annotation, molecular function: protein tyrosine/threonine phosphatase activity; MAP kinase tyrosine/serine/threonine phosphatase activity. The record is from RefSeq and is a predicted model, not a curated record. Gene Ontology annotation, biological process: negative regulation of MAPK cascade; protein dephosphorylation. Bases 741 to 2591 code for a protein of 616 amino acids.